AGAGGAGGGGAGGGAGGGAGUGAGGGAGGGAGCAAGCGGGAUGAACGAGACUUGUUUUAGUCCCGUUGAGGCUGCGGAGUGAGGGACGACCCGGCCGGCCGGCGAGUUUCAAGUGGCCGGGCGGAGCUGCUGUGCACAACAGUGAGCACCUGAGCGCUCUGUUUGCUGCCUCUGCACCCGCCUCAUCCUCUCACUUGACCACAGCCGUUCAAUGUCACCACUUCUACUUUGACUUUGAGCCUCGCCAAGUCUGGAACAAGUCCCGGCAGCCACUGACGGAGACAUCUGCGACGCCUCAAUAUGUACCAGGGGCAUUUACAGGGCAAAGACUCUAGGGCUGCAGAUAAGACUGUUGCCAUGGUCCUGAAGGAGAUACCAAGUAAGGCGUCAUCAGAAGGGAAGCCCCUCCUCACGGUGACUACCAAGCUAGUGAGUGAGCAACAAGAGAGUCGCCCGCUUCUGAGCCCAUCAAUUGACGAUUUCCUCUGCGAGACCAAGUGUGAUGAGCUUUCCCGCCCAGUGACCUCCAACACAGCAGUUCUGUCAUCAACAUUGGACCUACUGGACCUCAGUGAGCCAAGUGAGCACAGGAAGAACAAAGACAGGAAGAGUCCUCGUUCGGCCAGGAGAGACAAGCAGAACAGUCCGCACAGGAAAAAGACUGCCGAGACAGAGCUGAUCCAGGUGGAGGUGGAACAGAGCAUGCGGACACCAGAGAGGGCAUCACUAGAGUCCGCUAUUAUUGGUUCACCGUUGGAUAAAUGGGAAGAGUUGAACCCCAACCCUGAGAGAAACGGUAACAGGAAGUGGAAACUGGAGAGACGGCGUUCAUCAAGAAACUCUUCGAAUGAAUUUCUGUGGUCCGUUGACUGUAAAGCCCAAUUAGAGCCAUUGAAUAAGAACUGCAUGGAAGCAAACACCAAAGUGGAGCCAGAGUCUGCCCUAGCGUCUCAACUCAACAGGCAGUAUAUUAGUGGAAGACAUGCUCGUCUAACCAAGGAUCAGCGGUGGGGCAGCGCCCUCCUUUCCAGACAUCAGUCCCUAGAAGAGGAGUUUGAGAGAGCCAAGGCUGCUGUGGAGUCAGAUACAGAAUUCUGGGAUAAGAUGCAGGCAGAGUGGGAGGAAUUGGCUCGGCGAAACUGGCUGACGGAGAAUGAGCAAACCCAGAUUCCCUCCACUGUCUCUCCACAUGAGAAGGGUUACUACUUCCACACAGAUAAUCCCUAUAAGGACUUGCCUAAUGCGUUUGAGGAGGGGCUGAAGAAGUCUCGAGAAGGAGACUUGCCAAAUGCGGUGCUGAUGCUGGAAGCAGCUGUCUUGCAGGAUCCUCACGAUUCAGAGGCUUGGCAAGUGCUGGGCACCACCCAGGCCGAAAACGAGAAUGAGCAGGCGGCAAUUGUCUCCCUCCAGAGGUGUUUGGAGCUCCACCCCAACAACCUCCCAGCCCUCAUGGCCUUGGCGGUGAGCCUGACCAACACGGGCAUGCGCUACGACGCUUGCGAGGCUCUGCUCCGCUGGUUGCGACACAAUCCGAAAUACAAACACCUCCUGAAGGGGAAAAAACAUCUUGCGGGAUCCCCAAACUCCCAGCGCAGGAUGUCUCAUGCACCCAACAUUGGCAGGCAUGAAAGCUCCAUGCUACCCGAGAUCAAGGAGCUCUUCCUGGAAGCUGUCCAGCACAACUCGGACACCGUUGACCCAGACUUGCAGACGGGUCUCGGGGUGCUUUACAACCUCAGUGGCGAGUUCAACAAGGCGGUGGAUGCUUUCAACACGGCUUUGUCGGUGCGGCCUGAGGAUUACUUGCUGUGGAACCGGCUCGGGGCCACGCUGGCAAACGGAGACCGGAGCGAGGAGGCGGUGGAGGCGUACACGCGAGCUUUGGAGCUGCAGCCGGGAUUUAUCAGGUCCCGCUACAACCUGGGAAUAAGCUGCAUUAACCUCGGAGCACACAGAGAGGCGGCCAGAAACUUCCUGACGGCCCUCAGCCUUCAGCGGAAAAGCCAGAGUCGGCAGCAGUCACACCAGGUCAUGUCUGGAAACAUUUGGGCCGCUCUCAGAAUAGCUUUGUCCAUGAUGGACCAGCCCGAGCUCUUCCAGGCUGCAAACAUUGGUGACCUGGAUCACCUCAUGCGAGCUUUUAACUUAGACAUAUGAGGAAUAGUAACGUCGCGUCGACCACAUUUCCUCCUCUUUCUUCUAGCCGGUAGCUGAAAGCCCAAAGUGGACACAUCAGAAUGCAGUGGAUGUAAUGCACGAGAUAUUAGUCUGGAGUUUGUUUUGUUUGUUUGUUUUUUAUGGACGUCGUCCAGCCCAGUUACCUUGGAGCAAUUCUGAGGACAACUUCUUCCAAGUGACUGCUUUGUGACAGAUUUGCACUGCAAUUUGCAAGUAUCCUGAAGAGCACAAGGACGGGCGAAGAUUGUACGAGCAAUGCCUUAGAGAAUAGAUCAAUUAAAAACAGGCUCACUCAUUGGAACAGAGCUGAACCAGGAGAGAGCUCACAGAGGGAACGUCAUGUUCAGUUUGCUGUUGGCACACAACCGAUGACGUUUUGUGAAAACAAAGCUUUCCAAACAACUCAGUUACUCAGAAAGACUCAUGGGCGCUUUGAUUGAGCAAAUGAAAACGACUGCACCGUAUAACCUGAAGUUCACAUUUCUCUUCCUGGCUUGAAAUAACGCUCCCGCAUGACUUUUCAAAAGUUUCCCUUUUGCACUUGAGACAAACCGGUAACCUCCUCCAUCCAAGUGGAAUGUGCAAGCCAGGUUGUGUAAGCCUUACUCAAAAGCAUGCCAACAAGAUUUAUUGAUACUAUUUUUAUGGCAACACAAAAACAUGAAGCCAUUGCAUCCCAUUCUAUAUAUAAUAUUACCAGACUGGUUUCACUUUGUUGAUUUACUGCCGUCUUCUAAACUUGAAAUCUUUCUGAGCCGUUAAUUUGUUGUCGUUUUCUCAUUUGACGAAGUCUCAGUUUUACUUUUUU
This is a messenger RNA of Phycodurus eques (leafy seadragon), 2986 nucleotides long. RefSeq names its product peroxisomal biogenesis factor 5-like a (gene pex5la). Gene Ontology annotation, molecular function: protein binding. The record is from RefSeq and is a predicted model, not a curated record. The transcript is spliced from 15 exons. Gene Ontology annotation, biological process: protein import into peroxisome matrix, docking. Gene Ontology annotation, cellular component: peroxisomal membrane; cytosol. Lineage: Eukaryota; Metazoa; Chordata; Actinopteri; Syngnathiformes; Syngnathidae. Bases 301 to 2157 code for a protein of 618 amino acids.